GCCUUUUAUUCUUUUUUUCUAAAGGAUGAUUUAUUUUCACACUCUCUUAACAUUACUACAUACUGUACAAAUAUAUCACGUCACUACAGUGUGCCCUUCUUAUCCCACAGCACAUUUUGGAACUCUCCCUCUGUCCACUACGGGUCAUGUGAGUAUGUGAUUCUCCCAUGAUUACAACCAGAAUGUUGAUUUGAAAGAAUACUCAACGGCACUCCAUUUGCUCCGUUUCAGCUCUUCUUAACUUAUUGCAAAUCUGCAAUAUGCUUGUAGGUUGCCUACAAUACAUUGCACAAAUAUAUAGCAUUAUAAAUUUUAGAUCUGAUUGAAGCAUGUUCACCUGUUACAAAUGUACGAUAUCCACUAAUAGCAAUGGAGUUGUUUCUACAUGCAUAGGUGUUAUACAAUAGUGUUGGUCCCAAUAAACAUUUUUAAUACUUUAAAACAUAUAUUUACUAUAGUUAUUUAGCUGUCAUAAAGAGUCAAAAGUAGUCUUGGAUUCAUUGUCCGAAACGUGUUUCAAAGUUUCCUUGCAACCUGGUAGUGACGCACGCACAUCAGAAGAGCUGUGUAUAAAAAGGGAAUGGUUGGAUGUCUAAAAUACAGUACCUGAACGAAGCUACAAUUGAAGGACAUGCAUACAGAUUUAAUGAAUGCAGGCUAAUUAUUUCUAAAGACGUGCCCUGACGUCGUAGAAGGAACGGUAACCCUCCCAGUUCUUUAAAAGAGCAUCACUCAACACUGCCCCUAAACUCGAAACAGAAACUGAUCACCUUGGGGCCAGGAAUUAAAUACACAACGUUUAUAAUAUUAAGGUUUCUUAGUAACCAAAUGGACCCCAUCAGUAGAGCUCGAAUAGGCCGGACCCUCAGACUCACAUAUACCCUCCUGAUAAUCGGGAUACUGUGUGUCGGCCCACAUAUGUGCCAGAUCGACCCCCUGGCUCUGGGGAAAGCAGACCCACAGUGCUGGGAGUCCUCAUCAGCACUCCUUUUAGAGAUGAGAAAGCCACGCAUCUCUGACACUGUCUCGGGCUUUUGGGACUUUAUGAUCUACCUGAGGUCAUCCGACAACAUGAAGCACGGGGCUCUGUUUUGGGACUUGGCCCAGCUCUUCUGGGAUAUCUACGUGGACUGUGUGCUAUCCAGAACACAUGGCCUGGGACGCAGACAACUCUCUGAAAGGAAACAGGAAAUAAUGACUCUGCAUUCCUUUAUCACAGACAAGUCAUAUAUCCGAGGACAAAGAAGCGAUUUCCCUAAAAACGAAUAUACUGAAGACUUGAUAGGAAUCCAUGUACCCAGAAGUGUACCUGGGGUACUGGGAAGGAUAACCAAAUCCCUAGGCUUAAAGAGGAGCUCCAGAAUGUAGCCGUUGGUAUUGUUUGUCGUGCAUUGGCUUUUUGUACUUUUUAACUAUUUAUUAAAACUUGCAGAACUUACCUGCACAGUUUCAGCAGUUAUGAACUCCACCUAGUUAUUCUCAUGUCUGUCAAUGUGUUUUUUUCUUACUCAGUUUUUUAUCAGGUAGCACUAUCCCCCAAAAAAGGUAUCUAAAUUGUGUAGCAUGGAAAUUUGCAGGUACAUUGUUAACUGUUGACUACACUGACAUACCUGUCAACAUUGGGGUGGAGGCUGCAGGUGCGUGGCUAAGUAUGUGAACUUGCCUCGCGCACUGAAUGCAUGCCUGCUACAGGACUCCCCUGGGUCCUAAACCCUGCUCAGUACAGAUGGGGAUUGCAGUAAUCACACACCGGCCAUGAAUGUUGUAGACAUUAAAGAUUUGCUGACAUAAGGGGGUUUAACAGUAGAAUACGGGAUAAACUCUGUCCUGGGAGAUGUCCAGGAGAAGGGUAAAAAUACGGGAGACUACUGGUGAAUACAGGAGAAUUGACAGGUCUGCACUGACAGUCUUUGAGAUAUGGAUUUGAACAGUGGCCUAAAAUGUCAAGUAAUUGGUAGCCUGGUUAAAUGUUAACUAGAAUCUGAGUGAGGUUAUCCGGCAACAAACUCCCCAUCCUCAGUUGUUCCACUUUCCUAGAAAAAGGAGAACAUUUUGGGGUACCAUUCUACUUGUGAGAUACCUUGCUUGUUGAAGAGGAGAUGAUUAUCUAUUCAGGGUUACCAAGAUAUUUAGUAAAGGGGUCUGAGUGAGGAAAAUUGAGAAAUAAAAUCCCCACCCCCAGUAGUUCUUUAAAUCAUUUGUUGUUUCCAUAAUUUGUUUCGGUAAUCUAUGUACAUAAAAUAUAUUUUUAAUUGUGUUCAAUUUUAAUGAAAUAUACAUGCAGAAGCUUCUGGCAUAAACA
Molecule: messenger RNA, 2302 nt
Organism: Acipenser ruthenus (sterlet)
Lineage: Eukaryota; Metazoa; Chordata; Actinopteri; Acipenseriformes; Acipenseridae
Product: protein FAM237A-like
Exons: 3
Coding region: 829-1368 (179 amino acids)
Source: RefSeq, a predicted model, not a curated record